This is a messenger RNA of Fomitopsis serialis, 2280 nucleotides long. RefSeq lists its product as uncharacterized. The record is from RefSeq and is a predicted model, not a curated record. The coding region runs from base 1 to 2280 and encodes 759 amino acids. NCBI's taxonomy places the organism in Eukaryota, Fungi, Basidiomycota, Agaricomycetes, Polyporales, Fomitopsidaceae. The transcript is spliced from 13 exons.
AUGGCCAAGCGCGCCACGAGGUCAGCCGCUACCGAACAAGCCUCCGGCACGGCACGGUCUACCAGGUCGACGAAGACCUCCGCAGCCGCAGGCGGCUCGAAGAAAUCGACUAAGCCUACAAAAGGCAAGGCAAAUGAAGCGGUCGCCAAGAAGAAGGUACAGAAGAGUAAGGAGGCAGAGAAGGAAGAACAUACCACCAACGUACGCAAGAGGGCAUUGAAGAUGAUGAACGAAGAGGAAUUACCGGCCGAUGAAGAGCCACGAAAAGCAAAAAAAAAGAGGCGUGCUGGUACGGAGGCCGAGGCAGACGUCGACGAACAGGAUAAGCCGGUCGAAGACACUCCGGAGGAUGUGGAGAUGGAGGAUGUGGCGACUAAGCAGAGUAAAUCCAUUCGACCCAAACCUAAGCCGGCGUACGGGAAAUUUGCAAAAGACAGAACUGCUUUGGAUGCCGGCGAGGAAGAUAUUGUGCGGUCAUUGGGCGGUGGUCGCCGUCAAACUGGGGACAAGGCGAGUGGGAAGGACAAGGGUAAGGCUAAAGCGACACGCAAGGACGAAGCAGUCGAAUCUACCGACGAAAGCGAGGAGGGCGAUGGUAAGGUUGACGGUGUCGAGAUAGAGAAUGAGGACGAAGACGAGGAAGAACGCGAAGACGAAGGCGGAGACGGCGAUGGUGAGGAUGAAGCCGAGGUGGAGAGCGGGUCUGAAAAGGGGGAGGACGAUGAUAUGAUCGAGGAGCAGGACGAGGAGGACGAGGGCGACGUUAUACAUAGCACUUACAAUAUACAGCUGCUGUCUGAAACCAAGGCCAAUCAGAAGAGUGAUCGUGACAAGCUGACGGCCGGUGAAGGCGAAACUAGCCGUCGCGUCAAGGUCGCCGACUUGCCGAAUAGCGUCAAAUCUCUCGUCUCGGCAGCGCAGAAUUGCCUGCAUCUGCGCAUUGCCCUCAACUCUGCAUGGACGCAGGAAGCAUCCGUCACGUCGCAGCGACUCCCCACCAGCUUCAAAUUGGUCAAGGAUAGCCUCGACGAUACACUUACAGGACGCGGUAAGAAUGACCAACCUAACGCUGCAAUGGAGGAAGCACUGCAGUUGCUGCAGGACGACCGGAAGAAAGUCAGGCUUUCGAAGAAGGAACGAGAGGAACGAGAGGCAAUGGAGGCAAUGAGAAAGAAGGUGUACACUGUGACGCGGAACGAGCUGAAGAAAAAGGCCAAACAGGUAGUUGAGCAAGUCUUCAAGUUCGGCGGUCUGUCUGUCGCUCAACGCACAGAGGCUGCCUUCUGGCUUCUCGAGACGCACCCUACAGUCGUGAGCGAUGGCACAAAAAAACGCGGCAUCCCCAACUUCGUCUUCGGGGGCAUCGAAAUCCAUUUCGAUCGGAAGAAGAAGCUGGAUCGGGAGCGUACGAAGGUCGAGCCGAAGGAGCCCUUCCGGGAUGAAAGCAUCCCGGAGCUUAUCUACCAGUACUACGGCCUGGCCGGUCGCCCUGAUGCGAGCAUCAAUGCGGCGCUGGAUGACUUCAGGAAAGUCCCACUUAAUCUCAUAGCCGUCUCGUGUAAUGCGUUAUGCAUACCAUCACAGAUAGAGUCAGCACUGAUGGAUGUGGCAUCGCGCAGCCAGCCUACAGUGUUUUCGAACAAGCACUUCGCUCCAAAGUGGGAUAGCAUGAUGGCUAUCCUAGAGACUCUCGAAGAGAGAGCCAGCGAGUAUCUCGAGGUGACGAAGGGGUUGAUUUGGAAGCACAUCAGCACUCGUCUCAAUGCGGGCCCGAACGUGUUCGAGGAGUCUGUAGAGAGUGAUGAUGAGUCGGAGAGCGGUUUCAUACCUCUGCUCGAAUUGCAACCGUCAAAGCCGCAGAGCGACAGCAACGAGCCUGGCACGUCGAAGGUGGCGUCGAAGGUGGCGUCGAAGGUCGCAUCGAAGGUCGCGUCCACUGGCAAGCCUCCAUCGAGCACAGUGAAUAGGGCGGACACCUGGGAAGUCAUCCAGCUCGACGAAGACACCUGGCAAACCAUCCAGCUCGGCGAAGAGCACCAAGACCCCCCCAGCCCUUCGAAGAAACCUCGGAGCGCAGGUGCCUCAACAUCGAAGGCUAGGAGCAAACGUCGUGUCGACAGCGACGAAGACGACGAGGUCAUCUCAGGCGAGGAGCAGGGCCCGGGUCCAAGCGAUAAUGAAGGGAGUGGUGGAGUUGCAGGCGAUGUAGGCGACAUAGCUGAACUUCGGGAAUCUGGCGAAGAACCUGUCGACGCCGCGUCCAACGAUGAGGGUGCCUGA